AUGAGACGGUUUCAGUGUCAUGUCACCAGUCCAACUGAUGCCAAGGGCUAUUUCUUCAAGACUCUGCCUUCUAACAACAAGCUGGUCAAGAAUUCAUGGGAAAAUUGCAAGGCUUUCCUCGAGCAAUCUCCAUUGGAGGAAUGUGGAGUUCCAAGCAAUGUGAACAGAGGAAUCGAUGGUUACAAGUUGUCUUCUCAUCGCAUUUUGCAAGACAAGCACCUCAAAUUAUACCCAGUUGGACCUUUCUUUUAUACACCAGAGCACAAACCAAUGGUGAACAGAGCACCGGCGGGUGGCUACUAA
This is a messenger RNA of Linum trigynum, 303 nucleotides long. Lineage: Eukaryota; Viridiplantae; Streptophyta; Magnoliopsida; Malpighiales; Linaceae. The record is from the annotation of a GenBank genome assembly.